Molecule: messenger RNA, 1812 nt
Organism: Ophidiomyces ophidiicola
Lineage: Eukaryota; Fungi; Ascomycota; Eurotiomycetes; Onygenales; Onygenaceae
Product: low affinity high capacity ammonium permease
Exons: 4
Coding region: 1-1812 (603 amino acids)
Biological process (GO): ammonium transmembrane transport
Cellular component (GO): plasma membrane
Molecular function (GO): ammonium channel activity
Source: RefSeq, a predicted model, not a curated record
AUGUCGGCACCCUUCUCUCCUGACUAUGCCUCUUACAACUGGACCGGUGCUCCUUCGAACUUCUCCUUAACCACUGACAAGGACUUGGGGGGCAAUUCAAGACUCGAGAAUUUAAACAAGUGGUUUCAAUCCGGUGACCAAGCCUACAUUCUCAUUGCCUCUGCAAUGGUGAUGAUUAUGAUUCCUGGACUUGCGUUUCUGUAUUCAGGUCUUGCUCGCCGAAAAUCUGCUCUCAGCAUGAUUUGGGUCUCUAUGGGCUCUAUGUCUGUAGUUUUUUUUCAGUGGUAUUUUUGGGGUUACUCUCUUGCAUUUUCACCCACUGCAACCAAUGGAUUCAUUGGCAAUUUGCGGAACAUCGGUCUUAUGAAGACGCUGGCGGAUCCCAGUCCUGGUUCUCCCCUUCUUUCUGGCCUGUUAUACGCGUUUUACCAGAUGCAAUUCUGCGCCGUCACUGCCGCUAUCACCAUGGGAGCUGUUGCAGAGCGUGGUCGCCUUAUGCCAGCUAUGGUAUUUGUUUUCUUUUGGGCAACACUUGUUUACUGCCCCAUCACUUGUUGGGUUUGGAAUCCCAAUGGCUGGGCCUACAAGUAUGGCGUAAUGGACUAUGCUGGUGGAGGCCCUGUCGAGAUUGUUUCUGGCAUGUCGGGUCUUGCUUACUCAAUGGUUCUUGGACGUCGUCAUGAGCGCAUGAUGCUCAAUUUUCGGCCUCACAACAUGUCAUUAAUUGUAUUAGGCACUGUUCUUCUUUGGUUUGGAUGGCUUGGGUUCAACGGCGGCUCUGCCUUUGGAGCGAAUCUGCGCGCAGUGAUUGCCUGUUGGAACUCCAACUUAACAGCAGCCUUUGCUGGGAUGACUUGGGUUCUUCUCGACUGGAGGCUUGCUCGAAAAUGGACCAUGGUUGGCUGGUGCUCCGGUACUAUUUCUGGCCUUGUCGCUGCCACUCCAGCAUCUGGUUUUCUCCCUCUCUGGGCCAGCGUUAUUCUCGGCAUUGUUACUGGUAUCGUAUCAAACUACAGCACAAACAUCAAAUUCUGGCUUCAAAUCGAUGACUCUAUGGAUAUUCUAGCCGAACACGGAAUUGCUGGAAUUGUUGGCCUCUUAUUCAAUGCUCUCUUUGGCGACGAUGCCAUUGUUGGUCUUGAUGGAGUGAACGUCGGUGCUACAAAUCCAGUGACCAACACACCUGUAGGUGGCUGGAUUAUCCAUAAUUACCGCCAACUAUACAUCCAACUUGCAUACAUCUGUGCAUGCUCUGCAUAUGCCUUUGCAGUCUCUUCAAUUAUUGCCUACGCUAUCAACUUUAUUCCAGGACUCCAGCUCCGUGUUACCGAAGAGGCCGAAUUGCUCGGUAUGGAUGACGACCAGCUUGGAGAGUUUGCAUACGAUUAUGUCGAAGUUCGACGCGACUAUCUUGCUUGGACUCCACAGAGAAUUGAACCUGGUGACCAGGGGACCCACGUUCCUCGCGCGGAGCUUUACGGCUUUCAGGAGCACAGUGCCAUGGCCUCACGCCCAGUCCAAAAUGGAAGAAUCUCCGCAUCUAACAGUGUGGAUAAUAUCCCCAAGGAAUGUUCCUCAGAUACACAAACACCAUCAGGGCCUGCAAGCCGGCAGCCUAGCCCAGAGAGAAGAAGUCGAUUGGCACGAGUUCUUCUCCCAAAGCGGGCUCCAACUUCUACAACACUCCCACAAACGGCGCCGUCCAACUCUCCCACAAACAUAGAAAUUCCACCAAGGAUGCCUGCUCCAACCCCCGAACAAUUAACGCAAGAUCACACUCAUCAAGAUAUUUUGAACGAGAAAACGACAUAG